Messenger RNA from Pyrus x bretschneideri (Chinese white pear), 2106 nucleotides. Its product is annotated as BAG-associated GRAM protein 1. Lineage: Eukaryota; Viridiplantae; Streptophyta; Magnoliopsida; Rosales; Rosaceae. The coding region runs from base 211 to 1977 and encodes 588 amino acids. The transcript is spliced from 18 exons. The record is from RefSeq and is a predicted model, not a curated record.
CCCAACGGUCCAACUUUGACUUCUCUCUGUACCCUCUCUCUCUAGGAAAAACUCCCUCUCCCUUUUUUUUUUUUGGUCUCAAAUGCUGGCCGGUCGCCUGGUACAAAUUCAAGUCAUCGCCUCGCAUGGCAGUUUUCCCAAGCCCUGAAAACCCUAAUCACCUCUUACUCAAAACCCUGUAAUUUCUGAUUCAUUCAAAACUCCAACGCCAUGAUGGAAACGGUGUCGUUGGAUUUCCUAGUCCCGUCCUUGUGGGAGAUCAAGGUCACUGUGGCUGCCUCCGUCUUCGUUAUCUUCGCUUACUGGUUUUUCACAUUCAGAGGCAGCGGAGGCGGCUCUGCUGAUCGCACACUUUCCGAUAAUUCCGGUGCGUUUGGGGAUGCCAUUGAUGACAAAGACAAGAUCCAGUUAAAAGGAGAUCUUCAAAACAGUUCUGCAUAUCUAAUCAAGCUGGAAUUGUUGGCGGCUAAGAAUCUCAUUGGUGCAAACUUAAAUGGGACAUCGGAUCCUUAUGCUAUGAUCACUUGUGGAACAGAAAAGCGAUUCAGUUCAAUGGUCCCUGGUUCAAGAAAUCCCAUGUGGGGAGAGGAGUUUAAUUUUUCUGUUGAUGAGCUUCCUGUCCAGAUUAAUGUGACAAUAUAUGACUGGGAUAUAAUAUGGAAAAGCACUGUUCUGGGUUCUGUUACUGUUCCAGUUGAAACCGAGGGUCAAACAGGUGCAGUAUGGUAUACAUUGGAUAGCCCAUCAGGGCAGGUGUGUCUCCAUAUAAAAACAAUAAAACUACCUGUUAACUCUCCAAGUGGCAGGGCAAUGAAUGGCUAUGCUGGAGCGAAUGCUCGAAGAAGGGUACCUUUAGAUAGACAAGGGCCUACGGUGGUUCAUCAAAAGCCAGGGCCUCUGCAAACUAUAUUUAAUUUACUUCCAGAUGAGGUUGUGGAGAAUAGUUAUUCAUGUGCACUUGAGAGGUCAUUCUUGUAUCAUGGCCGUAUGUAUGUCUCUACGUGGCACAUAUGCUUCCACUCUAAUGUGUUUUCUAAGCAAAUGAAGGUUAUCAUACCGUUUGGUGAUAUUGAUGAGAUUCGGAGGAGUCAGCAUGCAUUCAUUAAUCCUGCUAUAACAAUUAUACUGCGCAUGGGUGCUGGUGGGCAUGGUGUACCUCCUUUGGGGAGUCCUGAUGGUAGAGUCAGAUAUAAAUUUGCAUCAUUUUGGAACAGGAACCACGUGUUUAGAGGUCUACUGCGUGUAGAAAAGAAUUACCAUACAAUGCUAGAAGCUGAGAAGAAGGAAAAGGCAGAGUCAGCACUGCGUGCGCAUAGCAGUUCUGUAAAAGGAAGUCAGGCUAAGAUUCCUGAAGAUAUCAUCCCCAAAACUGGAAAGCUUCAAGCUUUUAUCAAGGAGGAAGCUGUAACCAGCAUAUAUACUGAUGUUUUCCCAUGCACAGCUGAAAAGUUCUUCAAUUUAUUGUUGAGUGAUGAUUCAAAUUAUUUGCGUGAGUAUCGUUCAGAACGAAAAGACACUAAUCUUGUUAUUGGACAGUGGCAUCCUGCAGAGGAGUAUGAUGGUCAAGUCAGAGAAAUAACAUUUAGGUGCAUUUGUAACAGUCCUAUGUGCCCUCCAGAUACAGCCAUGACAGAAUGGCAGCAUGCUGUUCUAUCACCAGACAAGAUAACACUGGUGUUUGAGACGGUGCAACAGGCUCAUGAUGUUCCAUUCGGGUCUUAUUUUGAGGUCCAUGUUAGGUGGAGCUUGGACAGUAUAGAUGAGAACUCAUCUAAUAUAGACAUAAAAGUAGGUGUACAUUUCAAGAAAUGGUGUGUGAUGCAAUCCAAAAUAAGGGCAGGGGCGAUUAACGAGUACAAGAGAGAGAUUGAUCUGAUGUUGGAUAUUGCCCGUUCAUAUAUCAUCGGGUCGAGUAGUUCAAAUGGUGAGACUGACAAACCCACGUCUUCCCCCUCGGUAACUCGAGAUGGUAGUUAAUUUAUAUGUAAUGUAUGUCUGUCUGUAUGUAGUUUACCUCAAAAGAGACAAAAAUGUGUAUGUUGAGUCGAGCCGAAUGAGAGCUUUAGUUACAUCUUGUUAUACACAAAUAAAUAGGUUUGUCUUGUA